Elephantulus edwardii (Cape elephant shrew) is the source of this 369-nucleotide messenger RNA. It is a transcript of the gene BATF, whose product is annotated as basic leucine zipper transcription factor, ATF-like. The transcript is spliced from 3 exons. Lineage: Eukaryota; Metazoa; Chordata; Mammalia; Macroscelidea; Macroscelididae. Gene Ontology annotation, cellular component: nucleus. Gene Ontology annotation, biological process: regulation of transcription by RNA polymerase II. Bases 1 to 369 code for a protein of 122 amino acids. Gene Ontology annotation, molecular function: RNA polymerase II cis-regulatory region sequence-specific DNA binding; DNA-binding transcription factor activity, RNA polymerase II-specific. The record is from RefSeq and is a predicted model, not a curated record.
AUGCCUCAUAGCUCCGACAGCAGCGACUCCAGCUUCAGCCGCUCACCUCCCCCCGGCAAGCAGGACUCAACGGAUGACGUGAGAAAAGUGCAAAGAAGGGAGAAAAAUCGCAUUGCUGCCCAGAAGAGCCGACAGAGACAGACACAGAAAGCAGACACCCUGCACUUGGAGAGCGAAGAUCUGGAGAAACAGAACGCAGCUCUGCGCAAGGAGAUCAAGAAGCUUACAGAGGAGAUGAAGUACUUCACGUCGGUACUGAAUAGCCACGAGCCCCUGUGCUCCAUGCUGACCACCAGCGUGUCCUCGUCUCCCGAGGUGGUGUACACCUUCCACCAGCCCCACGUCAGCUCCCCGCGCUUCCAGCCCUGA